AUGGAUUCAUGCACAAAGGAAUUUUAUGAUAAUUUACUGACAUAUUUUAUCAAUUACGACCUUUCAUCAUUUAAUGUACGAAUCAUACCGAUGACUGAAGCCAAACAAGAUUUAAUUGAAUUAUCAACAAAUCCUUUAGAUGUAUGGAUAAAUACACAUUAUGAUGAAUUGUGUGUAGGUAUGACGUGUAAAAAUGCUCUAUUCUGCAAACCAUCAGACAUGAAAGACAAGAAUUUCCAAAUGAGCAUUAAGGAUAAAUGUGAAAGGAAACAAAGAAAAAUAGAUGGUAAACAGACAUGGUAUUAUGUUUUGAAAGAAGAAAUGAAAGGAUUAUAUAAACAGGUUGAACCAAAUGAUAAUGAUGAUUCAUUUACUGACGAUGAAAUACCUGUAAAUGAAGCUUUAUAA
Molecule: messenger RNA, 408 nt
Organism: Trichomonas vaginalis G3
Lineage: Eukaryota; Parabasalia; Trichomonadida; Trichomonadidae
Exons: 1
Coding region: 1-408 (135 amino acids)
Source: RefSeq, a predicted model, not a curated record